CUCGGUGGCCGGCGGGCUCGCGUCCUGGCUCCGGCAGCGUCGAGGGGCGCUCUUCGGCCAGCCCUCCCGGCUCAGGGAUUCCCUUCCGAGGCGCCCGCGCCCCCGGGCUCCCCGCCUCGGCCACCCCGCGGCCCCGAUGCCGAGGCAUGGAUAGAGCGGCGCUGCGCGCGGCGGCGAUGGGUGAGAAGAAGGAGGGCGGCGGCGGUGGGGACGCGGCGGCCGCGGAUGGGGGCGCCGGGGCCGCGGCCAGCCGGGCGCUGCAGCAGUGCGGGCAGCUCCAGAAGCUCAUCGACAUCUCCAUCGGCAGCCUGCGCGGGCUGCGCACGAAGUGCGCCGUGUCCAACGACCUCACGCAGCAGGAGAUCCGGACCCUGGAGGCAAAGCUGGUCCGGUACAUCUGCAAGCAGCGGCAGUGCAAGCUGAGCGUGGCUCCCAGCGAGAGGACCCCGGAGCUCAACAGCUACCCUCACUUCAGCGACUGGCUGUACACCUUUAACGUGAGGCCGGAGGUGGUACAGGAGAUCCUCUGCGAGCUCACGCUGGAUGCCCUGCUGGACAUGAACGAGGCUAAGGUGAAGGAGACGCUGCGGCGCUGCGGGGCCGGCGCUGAGGAGUGUGGCCGGCUGCAGUACGCCCUCACCUGCCUGCGGAAGGUGACAGGCCUGGGCGGGGAGCGCAAAGAGGACCCGGGCUGGAGUCCGUCGGAUGCCCGACGGGAAAGUGGCUCCGGGCCUCCCGUGGACAGCCUCUCGUCAGCCAGCCUGCCCUGGCCCCCAGGGAGCUCCCAGCUGGGCAGAGGGGGCAGCGGUGCCCAGGGCCCACGCUCCGUCUCCGUGUCCGCCCCGCCCACCUCGGACUCCCCAAACCCCGGCCCCGGCGAGGGCGUCGCGGAGCCCUGUAUCUCCCUGCACACCGGCGGCCGGCUGGCGGCCCGCGCUCUGCCCAGCUUCAUAACCCCGCCGACCACGCCCCAGCUCCGGCGGCACACCAAGCUGAAGCCGCCCAGGACGCCGCCCCCGCCCAGCCGCAAGGUCUUCCAGCUGCUGCCCAGCUUCCCCACGCUCACCCGGAGCAAGUCCCACGAGUCUCAGCUGGGGAACCGCAUCGACGAGGUCUCCCCGAUGAGGUUUGAUCUCCCGCAUGGAUCCCCACAGAUGGUACGAAGGGACAUCGGGCUCUCGGUGACACACAGGUUCUCCACCAAGUCCUGGCUGUCGCAGGUCUGCCACGUGUGCCAGAAGAGCAUGAUGUUCGGAGUGAAGUGCAAGCAUUGCAGGUUGAAGUGUCAUAACAAGUGUACAAAAGAAGCCCCUGCCUGUAGAAUAUCCUUCCUUCCACUACCCAGGCUUCGGAGGACAGAAUCUGUCCCGUCGGACAUCAACAAUCCGGUGGACAGAGCAGCUGAGCCCCAUUUCGGAACCCUCCCCAAAGCACUGACAAAAAAGGAGCAUCCUCUGGCCAUGAACCACCUGGACUCCAGCAGCAACCCGUCCUCCACCACGUCCUCCACGCCCUCCUCGCCUGCGCCCUUCCCGACGUCAUCCAACCCCCCCAGUGCCACCACGCCCCCCAACCCCUCGCCCGGCCAGAGGGACGGCAGGUUCAACUUCCCAGCUGCCUACUACAUUCAUCAUAGACAGCAGUUUAUCUUCCCAGACAUCUCGGCAUUUCCUCAGGCAGUCCCAUUCGCCGAGGCGGACAGUUCCCGGCUUGAGAACCAGCCCAAAGCAGAUGUGUCCGAGGAUCACGAAGCGGAGGCCGAGGAGCCCGAGGCCGGCAAGUCAGAGGUCGAAGACGACGAGGACGAGGUAGACGACUUGCCGAGCUCCCGCCGGCCCUGGCGAGGCCCCGUCUCUCGCAAGGCCAGCCAGACCAGCGUGUACCUGCAGGAGUGGGACAUCCCCUUCGAGCAGGUAGAGCUGGGCGAGCCCAUCGGGCAGGGCCGCUGGGGCCGGGUGCACCGCGGCCGCUGGCACGGCGAGGUGGCCAUCCGCCUGCUGGAGAUGGACGGCCACAACCAGGACCACCUGAAGCUGUUCAAAAAGGAGGUGAUGAACUACCGGCAGACGCGGCACGAGAACGUGGUGCUCUUCAUGGGGGCCUGCAUGAACCCGCCGCACCUGGCCAUCAUCACCAGCUUCUGCAAGGGACGGACGUUGCACUCGUUUGUGAGGGACCCCAAGACAUCUGUGGACAUCAACAAGACCAGGCAGAUCGCCCAGGAGAUCAUUAAGGGAAUGGGGUAUCUCCAUGCCAAGGGCAUCGUGCACAAGGAUCUCAAAUCCAAGAAUGUCUUCUACGACAAUGGCAAGGUGGUCAUCACAGACUUCGGGCUGUUCGGGAUCUCAGGCGUGGUCCGAGAGGGACGGCGUGAGAACCAGCUGAAGCUGUCACACGACUGGCUGUGCUACCUGGCCCCCGAGAUUGUGAGGGAGAUGACCCCCGGGAAGGACGAGGACCAGCUGCCCUUCUCCAAAGCGGCUGACGUCUAUGCAUUUGGGACCGUUUGGUAUGAGCUGCAAGCCAGAGACUGGCCCUUGAAGAACCAAGCUGCGGAGGCCCUGAUCUGGCAGAUUGGAAGCGGAGAGGGAAUGAAGCGAGUCCUGGCCUCCGUCAGCCUGGGGAAGGAAGUCACCGAGAUCCUGUCCGCCUGCUGGGCCUUCGACCUGCAGGAGAGGCCCAGCUUCCCGCUGCUGAUGGACAUGCUGGAGAAGCUGCCCAAGCUGAACCGGAGGCUCUCGCACCCCGGGCACUUCUGGAAGUCUGCCGAGCGCUGGCGGAGCCGCUACUACGGGAAAGGACGUUACGGUCACCCUGACUUUAAGAACAACUGUCCAGUCCUGGAGGAAUAUAUUAACAGCGGCAAAGUUGUACCCCGGUUUGAAAGGUUUGGCUUGGGCGUCCUGGAGUCCAGUAAUCCAAAGAUGUAGCCAGCUCUGCCGUUUUUCUGACAUUGUAUUUCUUUCUUAAAUGGGUUUCUAAAACAUCCGAACAACCAUCGCAACAAAAAAACAACACUCUUCAAAACGCCAGCCAUCCUCCUGAGUGCUGCAAACCAGGAACACAAGUCCUCGGUUUAGACUGUUCGUCCAUAAAAACACUCGGGUCCCGGAGAUGGAGCCACGCCUGCUGUUUCUUAAAAUGACAUCACCCACAAC
This is a messenger RNA of Kogia breviceps (pygmy sperm whale), 3158 nucleotides long. RefSeq names its product kinase suppressor of ras 1 (gene KSR1). The record is from RefSeq and is a predicted model, not a curated record. Gene Ontology annotation, cellular component: cytoplasm; endoplasmic reticulum; membrane. NCBI's taxonomy places the organism in Eukaryota, Metazoa, Chordata, Mammalia, Artiodactyla, Physeteridae. Gene Ontology annotation, biological process: Ras protein signal transduction; protein phosphorylation. Gene Ontology annotation, molecular function: protein kinase activity; ATP binding.